ACAAACACAAAGCCAAUGACCCCAAUGACGAACAAACAGCAUCAGUAUGAAACUCAGUCUCUCACUGAGGCACACAACAGCCCGACACUGAAUUCAAGAUGGCGCUGUUGCUUCUACUGGUGAUGCUGACAUCGUGUGCUGCCAUUCCACAAGAUCUGUCAAAUAAAAUGUUCACCUUCCCAGAAGAAACUGACACAGCUCAUGUGAGGGUGACUACAUCAAGGCAAGAUCUGAGCGCUGUGACCGUGUGUUUCAGGUCCUUUACUGACCUAAAAAGAGAGCAUUCAUUGUUCUCUUUGGCUACACCGUCUGCUAUCAAUGACCUCCUGAUAUACAAGAAAGCUGAAAAUGGUUUUUUUUACCUGAAUGUGAGGGACAAAUGGGUUGGUCUUGAAGGGCUGGCCUACAAGCUGAACACGUGGCAUUCUAUUUGUUCCACAUGGGACGCUACUUCUGGACUCGCACAGCUGUGGGUAGAUGGAAUGCCUUCAAGCAGGAAAUUCGUCAGCUCUGGAUCCAACAUCAGUGGACCCAUCAUCAUUGUCUUAGGACAGGAACAGGAUUCCUAUGGUGGAGGAUUUGAUAAAAACCAGUCUUUUGUUGGCAUGAUAUCUGAUGUCCAUAUGUGGAACUACACCCUUUCACCCUGUGAGCUCAAGACCUAUAAGAUCAGCUUCGCACCUGGCAAUGUGCUGAACUGGGAUGCAUUUGAGUUUCAGAUUGUAGGAAGAGUGCUGUUAGAAAACAAACAGUCCUGUGACUAAACAUUUGAAACAAGAUUUUGAUUUCUUACAAGAUUUAAAAAUCUAUUUCUGUAAUAGUAUUUUAUGCUCAAUGCAUACGACUGCGUCAACUCUUUACUAUCAAUGUGUUGUAGUAAGUAGUAGUAAGUAAAUUUAUAUAUCUAAAAUAGAAAAAACAACACAAGUUUUAAGAGUUCUGAUUUCCCCAGUGGUUAUCUAUCUAUCUGUCUAUCUAUCUAUCUAUCUAUGAUAAUAAUUUGUUCUUAGCUUGUGGAAGUAAAUUCAUAAAUCAUUUUUUCAUUCCAAUAAAGUC
Archocentrus centrarchus (flier cichlid) is the source of this 1056-nucleotide messenger RNA. RefSeq names its product serum amyloid P-component-like. Lineage: Eukaryota; Metazoa; Chordata; Actinopteri; Cichliformes; Cichlidae. The coding region runs from base 99 to 764 and encodes 221 amino acids. The transcript has 5 exons. The record is from RefSeq and is a predicted model, not a curated record.